CAUCAUCGUGCAGCAACACUACUUGCACCUUCCCAUGGUCAAAGUUCUCGAGAAUCGCCUUGUAGACCUUGAUCUACUCCCCGGCACCAAGAAGCAGGGGCAAGCGAUGAAUCGCAUCAGGCAGAAAGACCAGGACGAGGACGAAGAGGAGUGGUCGUCUUCAGACGAGCAUGACCAAGGCGCCCUCACCCAAGUACAACAUGCUGCGACGGCGCUCGCGGGAACGGCAGGCGGCGCGGUAAAAGGAGUCGUUGAUACCGCAGGCAAUACCGUACAGGCUGUGGGUACCGGCGUUUUCCGUACCGUCACUGGUCUAGGUACAGGGCUAGGCAGCGCUGCAGCGUAUGGCGGGAGUGCGGUUGGAAAGAGUCUCGGACUUGGGGAUCAGCACAGGGGAAACAACAAAGAGUAUGAGGGUCUGUCGCGAGAACAGAUAAGGAGCGUCAAGCACGAGGCGAAGAGAAGAGCAAAGCUGAGUGACGAGGAGAGGUGGAGAUUAGAGAGAGAGGAAUUAGAGGAGGCACAGAGGAGGUAUGAGGAGCAUGAGGCUAUUAGGCUUGAGUCGAAGUAGGCGUAAAUGGUGUCGAUUCGUUUCCUCGAGAG
Paraphaeosphaeria sporulosa is the source of this 603-nucleotide messenger RNA. RefSeq lists its product as uncharacterized. NCBI's taxonomy places the organism in Eukaryota, Fungi, Ascomycota, Dothideomycetes, Pleosporales, Didymosphaeriaceae. The coding region runs from base 35 to 571 and encodes 178 amino acids. The transcript has 2 exons. The record is from RefSeq and is a predicted model, not a curated record.